Molecule: messenger RNA, 5299 nt
Organism: Ictalurus punctatus (channel catfish)
Lineage: Eukaryota; Metazoa; Chordata; Actinopteri; Siluriformes; Ictaluridae
Gene: gcc1
Product: GRIP and coiled-coil domain containing 1
Exons: 3
Coding region: 246-2540 (764 amino acids)
Cellular component (GO): Golgi apparatus
Source: RefSeq, a predicted model, not a curated record
UCAACACUUAAUGUGAAUACGAUUUAAGAAUAAAAUCUUAGUUAAGAAAUUUUAGUGGCAUUUAGUGGCACGCAUUGUGGUAAAAUAAAAGAUUAUUUCUGAAUACGUCCACGAGCGUCACUUGCUGACGUCACUUCCUCAUGAGCUCCGUGGAGGAGAAGCAGGAAAAGACGCGAGUGAGGUUCCAUAUCUGAUUCUUUAUUAUGAAACGGCACUGAGUGUGUGAGUCGAGUGUGGCGUUCAACAUGGAGAAAUUUGGUAUGAGCUUCGGCGGAGGCCUGAGCAAAAAAGAACUGCUUGAAACUAUUGAGAGUCAGAAGAAGCAGCUGAUCCAGUACCAGACCCGCUUCAAAGACAUUGUUCAAGCCUAUAAGAGUUUAGUGAAGGAGAAGGAGGCGUUAGAAGCUAGCUUGAACGUGCUGACUGUGUCUGCACAAUGCCCAGCACCCACCGAACAUACUGAAGACCAUGGAUCGCUUCACAGUGAAGACAGCUUGGACGCUGCUGAAUCCGCUGUUGAAAGUGUUGUGACGAGCAGCAGCACUCAGAGUGAUGCAGCAGAUGAAGAUCAGGCCAGCCAUGGAGAAGGUAACGUGAUGUUUCCGCAGUCAGAGAACAGUGAACUGGAGAACGGUGUUAUUUCUAGCAGCACCGCAACUGUGGAGCCAACUGUAACCGCAACAAAUGCAGAAUCAGACCGCCGGUUGAUCCAACUAAAGUCCCAGCUAUCUACUUUGACUACCUCUUUGACCACGGUUACGCAGGAAAAGUCUCGGAUGGAAGCCUCUUUCCAAGCCGAUAAGCGUAAGAUGAAGCAGGAGUUGGAGGAGGCACGGGAAACAGUAGAGGAGGAGCGUAAACAGCACCAGUUUGAACUCCAGGCUGUACAGGAGCAGCUAGCAGAGAGCAGAGCACGCGUGAUUAUGCAGCAACACCAGCAUGAUCAAGACCAGCACGACCAUGGCCACAUGCUUCGUGAACUCCAGAAACUCCUGCAGGAAGAGAGGAGCCUUAGGCAGGAUGCCGAACUUAAGUUGGAGGAUGUCAGGAAAACGUUUGCAGAAGCCAUGCAGAGUCAAGACUGUGGGUUAGAUUAUGAAGAGCGGUUAAGGCAGGUUACUCAGGAGUGUGAAACAUUGAGAAUGAGCCUCCAGGUUCUGGAGGUGGAGAGAAGCAAGCCUGAGCAUCGGGUGAUGGAACUGCAGCAAGAGAUUGUUGAUCUGAAGGCACACUUUAACCAACAGCUUCAACAGGAGAAUCGAAAGGUUGCUCAGGCAGAAGCCUGCUUGCAGGAGCAGGCACAGCUGGAGGAGCAGCGAGUGGCAAGUCUAGAAGAGCGGGUUUCUGAGCUGUCAGGGCUGUUAGGUGCCUGUGAGAAGGCCAGGCAGAAGGACCAGCAGAAUGCUCAGAGGCUACGCGAGCAUAUCCUCCAGCUGGACGCAGAGAACAAGGCCCUAGCUAUCACGGCCAGCACUACCAGGACCACCUCAUCUGAGCUUGGCAUUGAUGAAACGAAUCUGGACGUGAACACACUGAAGAACAAGCUGGAAAAGGUGAAGAAGUUGUUGCAGCUGGUUGCACAGAAAUCUCCAGAACAGCGUUCGGAAAUUGAGAAAAUAAUGGAUGGAGCAGGAGGACAGGAUGCAGAGAAGGCCUAUCAGCAAGAGCUGCGUCAGCUAAAGGAGGAGUUUGAACGCUACAAAGUGCGAGCACAGGUGGUACUAAAGAAUAAAAAUGGCAAAGACAGCGCUCAGACCAAGGAGCUUGAGGAAGCUCGGGACCAGCUGGCCGAACUGAAAGAAAAGUACAUCAACCUUCGUGUCCAAUCAGAUGAAGCCAUUGUGAAACAUAAACAGGAGAUUAAGGAGCACCAAGAAGCACUGACGGCCCUUCAUCAGGCUCAUAAGCAGGACCUGGAGAAGCUAGAGGCUCAGCACAGAGAGAACUUUUUGCACCUUGAGGAAGAGCUGCACAAGCAGAGGGAGCGCACCAUGGCAUUACUUGAAGAAAAGGACCUCGAGCUAGAAAAACUACGAGCCGAAAGCACUCAAGGACAGAUCGUAAGUGAUGGUGCAGCAGAGAGCGAAGUUAAAGGGGAUGUCGAGUUCGAAAGUGGAGAUUGUGAGAUGAUUGCUCACACGCUGAAGCUAGCCAGCCCCCCCCAAAAUAAUUUGCUGCUGUAUGCUGAACAGCUGGCUCGAAAUGAGGUGGAAAUUUCUGCUUUGCGCAAACAGAAGCAUCAGCUGGAGGAAGGCUUGCAUCAACUACAGGGAAAAUUGUUUGCUAAUGAAGAGAGGCACAAGGAGGAAAUGGAUGAGUUGCAGGCACAGCUGGACAAGAGGAUUCGUGACCAGAGCAGAGACGGUGCUAAUUUAGAAUACCUCAAGAAUGUAAUCUAUAGAUUCCUUACACUACAAGACUCAAAAGGACGUCAGCAGACCCUCAUGGCCAUCCUGACCAUCUUACACUUCAGCCCUCAAGAAAGGCAGACCGUCAUGACGCAGCAAGUGCAGAGCUGGUGGACUCCCAGGAAGAGAUGAUGCUGACGUUUAACAUUCCAGUUCAUUAAUUUAUUUUAUACUUGCUCAUUUCUUGUUUUUUGCUUUUUGUGCGUUUAUCAAAUGAUGGGUGCAGAAUUGUUGUUCAUGUAGAGUAAUUCUGUUCUGGUAAAGGUGGUAACUUUUCAGUGGAUUAAAAAAAAAUUCUGACAUUCCAGGUAGAUAACUCUCCAAAUUAUUUAUUGGCUAGUAAAUAAUUCAUAAUAAAUCAACAAUGAUUUAAUUUCCCCCUCUGUCCAAGGUUAGUCAACAAUACAUUAACAGCUGGUAUAGAAGUGUGUGCAUAUACGCUUAUAAACAUAAGCAAUAUUAAAGAAAGGCAGCCACUGUUUUGUUUUGUUUUUUUGGUGGGGGGGGGUUACACUCAGUAGUUUUCUAUUUCUUGGUAAUUGGAUUAUGGUCAUGAUCAUGAUUUCAUUGCAGUACUGAGUAACUGAGUAGCCACUGAAAUGGUUCUGAUAAACAAUUCUGAUUAUUACUGAAUAAUAUCAUUUUGUGACCCUGUAACUACCAUCAGUGAAAUAAUAAUUUUCCUGAAAAAGUCAAAAUUGUACAAUUUUGUGCAUGAAAACCACCGUGUUGCUACCGAAUUACAUUGUCCCUUAAAUUCCUCAUAGCUAUAAUUGUAAUUUAUGUCAUGGUGUAAUCCUUUCGUGUGAUGUAUGUUUGGUAGAUUAAGUCUUGAUUACUUACUUUCAGGAUGAAUUAUUCAGUGCCUUAUUAAAUGUUAGAUACAUCAAGACAACAGUUUUUUUUCUUAAUAAUAUGAUGAUUCUGUACAGUCACUGUGUACAAAUAUAGGAAACAGAACACUUUUAUUAACACAUUUUCAUUAACACAUUUGUACUUUAAGAUCAACUGAAACUCUCAGUGCCUGCUAACAGUUUAAUGAAAACACCCAAGAAUAGAUAAAUAAUAUAAAUACUUACAGUAAGGGUCGUAUGCACGUUUCAGAACUUUUAUGAUAUAAAUAAGUCAGUGUAAUAAUUUUAAAUAUAGAUAAUCAUCGCUACUACCACUAUUCCUAUUCAGGGUAUUUGCAGGUAUCAGCAAUUCAAAAUGAAUACUUUUUAAUACCAUAUUCAGUUCAUUUCCAAAAAAAAAAUGUGAAGACCUGCACAUUGCUCCAAUCAUGCUACACGAUACAUCAGCUGUAAUGGAUUGUGUUCAUGCAUAUCCAUUCGUUUCUGGGUUUAAGUAAACUACAGCAGGGUAAACUUCUAUAGAGGUAGAUGGGAGACCAGAGCAAAUAUCCUUUUUUUGCAUUACCAUUUGCUCCAAUAGUGAAAGAAAAAAAAUCCAGUAUUGCCUUACCAUGACUUUCCAAGAACAGAAAAAAAAUAUAUAGCGAGAUGGAUUACGGCAGUCAGAAGAGAAAAAGAUGUGGAGUUUACCGUCUCAUCCUCAGCAGCUGUAUUAGAAAUCCCCUCGCAGCAGUGUUUUUUUUUGUAAUUUAUUGCCAGGGUAAUGUAAUAAAUAUUGUUAUAAAUGUACAUACAUUUUUGUAAAGAAGAAAAUAUAUAUAUUAAAAAACCUUUGCUAUUUUGUAAUAUUACUAUUGCAAUGAACAAUACUUAAUAAUAUUUUUUUAUUUGGCGGUACAAAUAGUAAUAUAACAACAGUAAUAUAUUUCUGAUUUAAUUCACUUGUGUUAGAUCUUGUGGCUUUUAUUUUGGUGGAAAAUGGCAGGAAGACCUUUUAGCUGGCAACAGUUUUUCUUUAAAAAUUCACUUCUCAUUACUGAUCAGGUGAAAGGUGGUAAACCUCUGAACACAAAAAUGUUUUAGAUUACGUAAAACUAAAGUGAAUCUGGAGCAUGUCGUGUCUAAACGCAGGUUAUAAGUGACUCAAACUCACAGAACAGACUUUAAGACUUUAAGGACCCAUGGAAACCCUGUUUUAAUACAAAGUUAAUUAGAAGUAAUGGAACAGUACCUAGAUUUUGAAGUUGUUAGCACUUAAAAUAAUAAAUGAGCUUAAAAUCUAUAGUAGGGUAAAAAAAAAAAAAACCCAACUUACAUUUAUUUGCUGACACAACAGUAUUUCAAGUAAAAACUUUGCUGGGGAAAAUCAUAAAUUUGGGCAUUUAUAACUAAAGAAUUUUAGAUCAUAUGGCUUAAACUUGCACUAUAUUUGUAAGUAAAUCCAGCACGUUAUAUUUCUACAUGAUAAUGCUGCAAGUUUUUGUUCUGUUAUAUGUUCUUGUCAUGAUGUUAGAAUUUAAUAUACAAUGUACAUUUGCACAAUUCAUUUGUAAUCUUAAUACAUGAUUAAUAAGUUUUAAAUAAUAAAAAACAUUUUUUUAGAAUAAAAUCAAAUGCUGCUGAGUAUAAAAAUAGGUAAUAAACAUAAGUAAAUGUAUCAGUUAAAACUGUAUUUGGGUCCAAAGAUUGAUGGAUACAACUAGUGAUCAUGUUUCUUAAAAUUUUCAUGUGUUUUUAUUGUAUUUUUUGUUAAAAAAUUUUUAUUUUUGUGAGGAUUACAAAUACACUUUUCGCAAAAGGCAGAUGACUCGUGACUAAUGUAAACAUCUAAUGAAUGAUUUAGUUUUAUCGAUUGCAAUUUACGCAUACAGUACUACUUUGUUCUUAUCUUUCUAAAAGUUUUGAGCCUUCAGCAGAGUAAUAGUUUACAUCUAAACCUCAACGUCAACGAACGCCUUCUUUUGUUGAUUGGGUCUGACAGUGUUUCUGUAUUCUGUGGUCAGCAAGGAUUUCUUGAAUAAACAGAGUCAAGAAGAA